Fusarium tjaetaba is the source of this 1644-nucleotide messenger RNA. Its product is annotated as transcription factor. Gene Ontology annotation, biological process: regulation of DNA-templated transcription. Lineage: Eukaryota; Fungi; Ascomycota; Sordariomycetes; Hypocreales; Nectriaceae. Bases 1 to 1644 code for a protein of 547 amino acids. The record is from RefSeq and is a predicted model, not a curated record. Gene Ontology annotation, molecular function: DNA-binding transcription factor activity, RNA polymerase II-specific; zinc ion binding. The transcript has 2 exons.
AUGUUCAGUACCCUACGGCAAACGUUUGGUGAUGGAGACCGACUCCUCAGCGUGGAGAUCGCCCCGCCCUUUGACAAGGACAGGACGUCCAUGCGCACUGCUUGUGAAAGAUGUCGCGCACAAAAGUGCGUGAGCGGUGAGAACGGCUGUAUGCUAUGCGUUGCCAAAAACCGGAAAUGCGAGUAUUUGGUCAUCUCGAGGCCUCAACGCCGCACGUCCAGCGUCGCUAGUGGCGGUUCAAAGUCACGGAACGGCGAUGAUGAAGAUGAUGACGACGACGACAGCAACAACAGCACAGUCGCCAACCAACACAAGCAGGCGCAACAGGUGAGGAGACACAAACGCCGUUCUCGAGCUCAGUCUAUGAGACAAUCGUCGCCACUAACAACACAUUUAUCAUCCCCCAAAGACCACCAAAGGGUCAUAACAGCCCCGCAGCCUUCCCCUCAGGAUAGCACCACAAACAGCAUCACAACAGGGCCAGACGUGGGCCUAGAAGAUGCAGAGCAGCAGUUUCUCAGCACCCUCUUCCCAGACUCCCUUGGGCAGAUGCCAUCUGUGUUUCCGCACUUCAGCCCGGAUUUCUUUGGCAAUAUGGCCGGUCUUACGCCCACGGCUACCUCAGAAAGUCAGGCAGGCCAAAGUGGUGUUGGUUUCACCGCCGAAGCAUUGACCACUCGGAGAGACAGCAGUAAGCAGAGCAACCACACAUCUGUAUAUUCAUCCUCGUCGGCAGAUAGCCUGUUCGAAUAUGGGAUCGACCCGAUGGACUUUCUGUUGGAUGAAUCUCGUGUCUCUACAGCAGUGGCUCCCAGUGGUGCACAUGACACUAACCGAGCCACGACCAAGGCUCGGCCCGCCGCCGCCCAUUCUUCGACAUCGCCAGAAUCAGUUGCUACUUCUGCUGCUUCUUCGUCAUGCUGCUGCAUGAUGACAGCCGUCAGCAUCUACGAGACCAUGCAAGCUCAGCUAGUCUGGGGCGAUCCUAUGGCUGGCCCAUCCACGGCAUCAACUCCCAGCUCUACGUCGGCGGGCUCUUCAUACUCAUCUGGGCUAUCUUGGUCAGGUUCAGAGUCAGGGUCAGGUAUUGGAACAGCCACGACAGCGUAUCAGUCAGCGUUCCCUCUCAUGACUCAGCAAACGAUCCUGAAGCGCCAGAAGAUGAUACUUCUCCGUUGCGACUCCCUUGUCAAUUGUGGCACCUGCUGGUCACGUCCAGACUUCGUGAUGCUUAUAAUGACUAUGUGCGAUCGCAUAUUGACAAGCCUGGAGGCAGUUGAGCGUUUCGUUUGUAGUAGAAACGACGAGGAGAUGAGCAAGGCCAGUUCCAAUGGCACCGCUACUGCCCUAGACAUGCAGACCAUGACAACACCAUCGCGCGCGGGGCUAGAGGUGCCAUCCCUGUCCCGAUCGUCCCAAAUGCUGCAGCCCGGGGUAGGUGCAUGGCAGAUCGACGACGACGAUGAGAUGGAACUGGUUGUUAGCCUGAUCAAGUCCCGCGUGACGAGACUCGGCAAUCUGAUCACAAUGGCUGAGGGGACAAUAAGCGCAAAUGCAUGGCCUUGGCAUGAGAGGCUAGUCCAGGCUCUGCGGAAGAGAUCUAACAAACUUCUCAUAUCCUUGUCUUUUCGACACUUUGCUUGA